AUGGGAUCCUACGCUCUGCAACCGCCCGAGUCUGGGUACACUGGCGGCCAACUCUUUGUCGAAGGUCAGAUUCAUACCAAGGCCAAACGGCCCCUUCCGGGAACGACAUUCAGCGGCAAGACCGCCAUAAUCACUGGCUCGAAUGUAGGCAUCGGCUUAGCAAGCGCAGGAGUCAUGCUGGACCUCCACCUCAGCCACUUAAUCAUGGCCGUUCGUAGUGUUGAGAAAGGCGAGGCUGCUGCAGUGUCAUUGCGCAAAGCUCACCCCAAAGCUACAGUCGAUGUUUGGGAGCUGGAUCUUCUCUCUUACAACUCCAUUCAGUCGUUCGUACGCCGGUGCACGAGCUUACCGCGCCUCGACAUUGCUAUCAUGAACGCCGGCAUAGGCACCAUGGACUUCAUCAAGGCGCCAUCCACCGGACAUGAGCAGACGUUCCAAGUGAACUACCUGUCCACCGCGCUUCUCGCCAUCCUGCUGCUUCCGCUGCUGAAGGACAAGCACAAAAACGGUCCAGCUCGACUGUCAGUUGUGACUUCUGGGUUCGCUCUCAUCUCUGCGUUUCCGAACCGAGACGCCGUACCUUUGAUACCUUCUUUCGACGACCCAACCGGCUGGAAUUUGUCCUCGGCACAAGAGCGCUACAGCCUUACCAAGACACUUGAGUUGAUGCUCGUCCACCAACUUAGCAAGGCAGUAAGAGGCGACGAGGUCAUUAUCAAUGCCGUUGAUCCUGGCUACACGGGCGGCACUCAGCUGGAUCGAGGUGCGCCGUUGUGGAUUAAAGCGAUACUCGCGCCACUGAAGCUCUUCUUCGCCAGAUCGCCCGAGCAAGCGGCGUGGACUUAUGUGGACGCAGUCGCUGUAAAGGGACCGGAGUCUCACGAUGCGUUGCUCAAGAAUUGGGAGAUCGGAAGCUAUCAUCCCAUGAUGUAUAGCGAUGGCGGGGAGAAGACUAUGGAGCGGCUCUGGGAGGAGACAUUGCAGGAGCUUGAGUUCGCUGGGGUGCGCGACAUAGUGGGCAAGCUUUAG
Baudoinia panamericana UAMH 10762 is the source of this 1029-nucleotide messenger RNA. RefSeq lists its product as uncharacterized. The record is from RefSeq and is a predicted model, not a curated record. The transcript is spliced from 4 exons. Bases 1 to 1029 code for a protein of 342 amino acids. Lineage: Eukaryota; Fungi; Ascomycota; Dothideomycetes; Mycosphaerellales; Teratosphaeriaceae.